CAGCUAUCCUACGUCACAGACAUCUGCUCAGCUCCAACUAGUUUUCAGCUGCUCUCAGUAGAUCACGAAUAACGCACCAAUCCCAGUCACCACGCUACAUUAUCGACGGGGUAGUAUAAGCACUAAACCCCCAUUGGGUUCGGUAAACCAUCUAGGCUCUCUCAGCUGGCUAUUUAGGCAAUAAUCGAGACCUGUACGAUUCACUCUACAUUAUUCACAGAUCAUCGUCCUACGGCAAUUAUUGUCCCGGAACCAAGUUUUGCUUUUUGCGUUUUGUAAUAUAUUUAUAGACAGCCAGCUCCAGCGAGCAGUUUGCACUUUGUCAUCCAACGGAUUACCCUCAACAACUUUUAUCGUCCAAAAAUGCACUUCUCAACCACUGCAGUCCUCUUGCUCGCGGGUGGCAGCGCCACCGCUUUAAAGCACGCUGUCGAUAGCUCUACGCUUGUAUCAGUUGCAACAUUCCAAAAGGCUUAUGGGGAAGGCUUUACCAAGGCUAUUCCUCGUGGUUACCAGGAGGCUUGUGGCUCUGGUGGUCGUGUUGACCCCAACUUUGUCCAGACGUACAAGAAUGCUCGAGCUGCCGGCUAUACCGAUAUUGAUACCUAUUUCUUUCCUUGCAACGGAUCUGGCAACAAAUGCAAAUCGUAUGCAACUCAAAUCUCCGAACUUGGCGCAACCUUCCAGAGUAACAAAAUGAACAUUGGCCGAAUCUGGAUUGACUUUGAAAAGGAUAGCGUCUGCAACCCGUGGAACUAUGGGAGCAGUGGAAACUUGGCAGAGGCUAAAAAGUUGGUUGCCGCUAUGCGAGACUCCGGCUACGUCUUCGGCAUCUACUCCUCGCCAGGUGAAUGGUCCAACAUCUUUGGCUCCUACGGUGUAGUCGUUGCCAACGAUGUGCCUCUCUGGUUUGCCACGUACGACAACGUUGAGACGUUGAACAUGAAGCAGCCCUUCGGUGGAUGGACCUCUGCAACAGGAAAGCAGUACACUGAUAAGUCUGCAUCUGGACAGUUUGAUUUGAAUGUAUUUGCUUAAAUCACAAAGACAAUCCGUACAGUUAUACCAAUUCAGAUGUAUACACCACCAUACAGCAUCAUUAUACACUU
Molecule: messenger RNA, 1109 nt
Organism: [Torrubiella] hemipterigena
Lineage: Eukaryota; Fungi; Ascomycota; Sordariomycetes; Hypocreales; Clavicipitaceae
Source: the annotation of a GenBank genome assembly